This is a messenger RNA of Impatiens glandulifera, 1623 nucleotides long. RefSeq names its product protein CANDIDATE G-PROTEIN COUPLED RECEPTOR 7-like. Gene Ontology annotation, cellular component: Golgi apparatus; membrane. Bases 103 to 1422 code for a protein of 439 amino acids. The transcript has a single exon. Lineage: Eukaryota; Viridiplantae; Streptophyta; Magnoliopsida; Ericales; Balsaminaceae. The record is from RefSeq and is a predicted model, not a curated record. Gene Ontology annotation, biological process: transport.
AAAAAAAGAAAGUAUAACUGCCAUUGAAAACUCCAUCACUUCAUCUCUCCCACUCCUCUCCCUUCGUCAUCGCCGGCAUCGACACGCCGACGCCGAUCCAGAAUGCCGACGACUUCUUCCCCGGCGGCGUACGCCAUAGCCAUUCUCCUCUGUCUUCUACUCUCUCCGGCGACGGCCGAGAUUAAAAAUGUAAAGAUUACCGCCGACGCCCGCCCCAUGAUUCUCCUCGAAAAGUUCGGAUUCACUCAUUCCGGUCACGUCACUAUCGCCGUUUCAUCCGUCUCUAUCACCUCAUCACUUUCCCGUCCAGAUCCCUCACAUCUUGGAUUCUUCCUCUUAUCAGAAGAUUCACUGAUCCAAGUUAUAAUCGAGCUACAACAAACCCCUAAUUUCUGCGUCCUUGAAUCUAAAUACAUAAAUCUCCUCUUCACCUUCCGAGAUCUAUCUCCUCCUCCGCAUUCAAGUUUCAACAAUUCGUAUCCUGUUACAUCUCCAAAUGAAUACAAUCUCUUCUUCGCUAAUUGCGCUCCAGAGAGUCAAGCCACCAUGGAAGUCCGCACAGAUGUAUAUAACCUCGACGAUGGCGGCGUUAGGGAUUACCUUUCCGCCGGUCUCACACAGCUUCCCACACUAUUCUCUGUUUUCUCACUAACCUAUUUCAUAUUCCUCGGAAUCUGGAUCUACAUUUGCUUAACCAACAAACGAUCUGUUCACCGGAUCCAUCUACUAAUGGCGCUUCUGGUACUAAUCAAAGCUCUGAAUCUAAUGUUCGCAGCUGAGGACAAACAUUACGUCAAGGUUACAGGAACACCCCAUGGAUGGGACAUCCUGUUCUACAUUUUCCAGUUUAUUAGGGUUGUAUUGCUCUUUACAGUAAUUGUCUUGAUUGGAACUGGUUGGUCAUUCUUAAAGCCCUUCUUACAAGAAAGAGAGAAGAAGGUGUUGAUGAUUGUGAUCCCUUUACAGGUAUUAGCUAACCUUGCUUCAGUUGUGAUUGGUGAAACUGGACCUUUCAUUAAGGAUUGGGUAACAUGGAAUCAGAUCUUCUUGUUGGUUGAUAUCAUAUGUUGUUGUGCAAUUAUAUUCCCAAUUGUAUGGUCGAUUAGGUCAUUGAGGGAGACAUCAAAGACAGAUGGGAAGGCUGCUAGAAACUUGGCAAAACUUACCCUUUUCAGGCAAUUCUAUAUAGUAGUAAUUGGAUAUCUUUAUUUUACUAGAAUUGUUGUGUUUGCUUUGAGGACCAUUGCAGCUUAUAAAUACCAAUGGGUGAGCAGUGCGGCUGAGGAAAUCGCGAGUUUAGCUUUCUAUACUAUUAUGUUCUACAUGUUCAGUCCGGUUGAUAAGAAUGAGUAUUUUGUUCUUGAUGAAGAGGAAGAACAAGAAGCAGAGAUGGCUCUUAGGGAUGAAGAAUUUGAGCUCUGAAGAAGCAUUCAUCAUCAUCAUCAUGUAAGUUGUUUUACUACUAUAUUUAAUUGUUCAUAAAAUGUUGUUCAAGAAAUUAUUUAUCUUCAUUAUUACUCACACCUAUAAGUAUCCAGUUUCUUUUGAUCUGUUGCUAGUUUUUUCCUAUCUAUCUGAUCUUGAUAUACUUAACAACAGAAUUAUCCAAGAUUUAGCAUUUCU